AUGGUGACGAGAAGUAAUGGAGAUAUUGAUUAUGGUGACGAGAGUAAUGGGGAUGUUGAUUAUGGUGACGAGAGUAAUGGAGAUAUUGAUUAUGGUGACGAGAGUAAUGGAGAUAUUGAUUAUGGUGACGAGAGUAAUGGGGAUGUUGAUUAUGGUGACGAGAGUAAUGGGGAUGUUGAUUAUGGUGACGAGAGUAAUGGGGAUGUUGAUUAUGGUGACGAGAGUAAUGGGGAUGUUGAUUAUGGUGACGAGAGUAAUGGAGAUAUUGAUUAUGGUGACGAGAGUAAUGGGGAUGUUGAUUAUGGUGACGAGAGUAAUGGAGAUAUUGAUUAUGGUGACGAGAGUAAUGGGGAUGUUGAUUAUGGUGGUGAUACUGGUGAGAGUUGA
Molecule: messenger RNA, 387 nt
Organism: Penaeus indicus
Lineage: Eukaryota; Metazoa; Arthropoda; Malacostraca; Decapoda; Penaeidae
Exons: 3
Coding region: 1-387 (128 amino acids)
Source: RefSeq, a predicted model, not a curated record